CACUGGCAUAUGCGAGAUAAAGGCAAUGUCGAGGGGCUAUUGGCAGCUGAUUUCAGCUUCUACGAGUGAAAUAUGACGCUUACUCGCAAGAUCUACUCUUGCAAUCUUGUGACUGAUUUUCUGGACUAUCUUCUCCACGACUCCGAGAGGGAAACGACUUUAGUGGUCUGUUCGUCGAGAGAGCGAUUUCUCGAACAGCUGUAUGCUGCGAUUCAUUUGAGCCAGCCCGACCAUGGGGCGGAGGAGCCUCAUGAGCAAGCCGACGGUGACGUGAGCUCGCAAGGGUUUCCCGACAUCUCGCUGUCCAAAUACCAACGCUUACUCACAAAAACCAUCGGCCUGCUAGGAAGAUCACGGCGGGUCAAGCUGGUAUUUUGCCAGACUGUGGAAACCCUGCGUGCAUACAUCUCGGUGCUGCCUGUUGUCUGGGCCAAGCAUGCACCCGCCUCGGGGGAACAGCAGGUCAGACAGCCUCUACUUGCUGUUUUGAAUUUACUGGAGCUUCACCGUUUGAGCUCAGAGUUUUCGGCGCAGGGGCUUUCGCGGACGCUGGCGACUAUGGUCGAAAUGGCUGCGAGCGUGGGUUCAGACCUACUGCUCUGCGAAUGCAGAGAUGCUACUGGUGUUUCCGGUAUCGACAGCGGACAGAGAUUAUGGUUCGGCAAUGUACCGAUUCUCAGCAGCGCUAUCCGGAUCGGGGGAGACGAUGGAGCGUGGAGUGGCCAUGGAGUACCGGUGAUUCGCGUCGUCCAGAGGUGGUUUGAAUUUGAUGACCACUGCCCGGCCUUACAAGCAACUACAAACAGCUAG
Molecule: messenger RNA, 810 nt
Organism: Penicilliopsis zonata CBS 506.65
Lineage: Eukaryota; Fungi; Ascomycota; Eurotiomycetes; Eurotiales; Aspergillaceae
Exons: 1
Coding region: 73-810 (245 amino acids)
Source: RefSeq, a predicted model, not a curated record